AUGACUCAGUUUUCGAUGUUUAACCUGGUGCAAGUGCAAAUUAAUUUCGUCGACUCCGGGAAAUGUUUCGAAUGGAAAUUAAUCGAUAAAUCGUCGCUUACAAGUUGUUGUUUCGACUUGAAAGCGAUAGCAUCACAUCACAAAUUGUUAUCAUCACAUACACAGAGAGAUCAAAAUGGCAGCCCGAUUUGCGUUUUUCAUCGUUUGCAUCUUCGCUGUUUUAUACAUGAUUCAAGCAGAGGAGCCGAAGAAACCGGAGAAAACUGCAAGUGAGACUAUCGAUGAAACAUGGGGUAAAAUUACUAGCACUUUCAAUGAAAUUGUUGAAAAUGCUAAAAACAAUGAGUUCAUUGCUAAUGCUACAAAGGCCAUCACAGAUUUUGGACAUCAAGUCCAAGCAAAGGGCAAAGAAGUUUUGGAUAAAUUGAACACACCUUCCAAGCAAUAA
Phyllotreta striolata is the source of this 448-nucleotide messenger RNA. NCBI's taxonomy places the organism in Eukaryota, Metazoa, Arthropoda, Insecta, Coleoptera, Chrysomelidae. The record is from the annotation of a GenBank genome assembly.